AUGGCCAGCGUUGCUGGCGCAAAUGUCGACCAGUACAACGGCCGCCUGACCGGCUAUGUUAUCUCGGUGGCCAUUAUGGCCGCCUGUGGUGGUCUCCUCUUCGGAUACGAUAUCGGUGUCACCGGAGGCGUUACGGCGAUGGCUUCCUUCCAGGAGAAGUUCUUCCCCGAGGUGUAUGCUCGCACCGUCGAGGGCAUCACCGAUACCAGCCCCUACUGCAAGUACGACAACCAGGUCCUGCAGACCUUCACCUCCACCAUGUUCCUGGCGGGCAUGUUCUCCUCCCUGGUGGCCGCCACCGUGUGCCGCAAGUACGGCCGCAAGCCCACCAUGUUCUUCUCCGCCUGCCUCUUCAUCGUGGGCGCCGGCCUGCAGGCGGGCGCCGUCAACCUGGGCAUGCUCUUCGCCGGCCGCUGCAUCCUCGGCUUUGGCGUGGGCUUUGCCAACACCGCCGUGCCCAUGUACCUGUCCGAGGUUGCCCCCGCCAAGUACCGUGGUGGCCUGAACAUCCUGUUCCAGUUUGCCGUCACCUUUGGCAUCCUGAUCGCCGGCCUGGUCAACUACGGUACCCAGAACUUUGCCUCUGGCUGGCGCGUGUCUCUGGCGCUGGCGGCCGCCUUUGCCCUCGUCCUGGGCGUCGGCUCCAUCGUGCUGCCCGAGUCCCCCAACUCCCUGGUCGAGCGCGGACAGGUGGAGAAGGGCCGCGCCGUCCUGCAGCGUCUGCGUGGCGUGGAGGACGUGGAGGCCGAGCUCGAAGACAUGAUCGAGGCCACCGAGGAGGCUAGCCGCGUCAGCCUGCGCCAGUCCUACUCCUUCAUGUUCCACCGCGCCAACUCCCCCCAGCUCAUCAUCGACAUCAUCAUCCAGUUCUUCCAGCAGUUCACUGGCAUCAACGCCAUCAUGUUCUACGUUCCCGUGCUGUUCAACUCCCUGGGGUCCAGCCGCAAGACGUCUCUGCUGAACACCAUCAUCAUCAACUGCAUCAACUCCGCUUCCACCAUGGUCGCCGUCCUCCUGGUCGACAAGUUUGGGCGCCGCUUCUUCCUGCUGGAGGCUGGCGUGCAGAUGUUCAUCACCCAGACCAUCGUGGGCGUUGUCCUGGCCACCCAGUUCGGCAAGUACGACGAUGGCAAGCUUCCCACUGGCACCACCGUGGGCGUGCUUGUUGUCAUCUGCGUCUACAUCGCCUCCUCUGCCUGGUCCUGGGGCCCUAUGGGCUGGCUGGUGCCCUCCGAGAUCCACACCCUGGAGACCCGUCCCGCGGGCAUGUCCAUCGCGGUGGCCGCCAACUUCCUCUUCUCCUUCGUCAUCGGCCAGUCUUUCCUGUCCAUGCUCUGCGCCAUGAAGUGGGGCGUCUUCCUCUUCUUUGCCGGAUGGGUGGUGGUGAUGACCCUCUUCGCCUACUUCCUCAUCCCCGAGACCAAGGGUGUCCCCGUGGAGCGCGUGCCCAUCAUGUUUGCCCGCCAUGCCCUCUGGUCCCGCGUCAUGGGCCCCGUGUCCCUGGAGAUCAUUGAGCGCGAUGCCACGCGCACCAUCUCCCGCCAGGCCGCCGCCGACCAGCGCGCCGCCGCCAACGGCGACCUCAAGAAGGCCGCCCUCUGA
This is a messenger RNA of Auxenochlorella protothecoides, 1602 nucleotides long. RefSeq names its product H(+)/hexose cotransporter 2. The transcript has 6 exons. Gene Ontology annotation, molecular function: monosaccharide transmembrane transporter activity. Lineage: Eukaryota; Viridiplantae; Chlorophyta; Trebouxiophyceae; Chlorellales; Chlorellaceae. The record is from RefSeq and is a predicted model, not a curated record. The coding region runs from base 1 to 1602 and encodes 533 amino acids. Gene Ontology annotation, cellular component: membrane. Gene Ontology annotation, biological process: monosaccharide transmembrane transport.